AUGGAGUAUGCCCGUAAUGACGCUACUGAGUGGAAACAAACAGGAGCAUCAAAGUUAACACAAGGAGGUCUGAAUGGUAAAGGAGAAAGUUCACGGCGAGAAAGUCAUUGGACACGACCCCCACAGGAUUGGCUCAAGUGUAACACAUAUGGAUCUUUUAUGAAUAUAGGAGUACAAAGUACUGUUGGAUGGAUUAUCAGAGAUGAGAAUGGUGUGUAUAAAGGAGCGGCUCAAGCUACUGGUAAACGAGUUAUGAAUCCAUUAGAGAGUGAGCUACAAGGCAUUUUAAUGGCUGUACAGCAUUGUUGGGCAUUGGGAUUUCGUAAGAUCAUACUGGAAAAUGACUGCAUCCAAGCAAUUGAUAUCCUCAAUGGUAAAACGUUACAUUUCAGUUUUUAUGACUGGAUCAGGGAGAUCAAGUGGUGGAUAAUGAGAUUUGAUGAAGUUUGA
Brassica oleracea var. oleracea is the source of this 450-nucleotide messenger RNA. RefSeq lists its product as uncharacterized. The transcript has a single exon. The record is from RefSeq and is a predicted model, not a curated record. Lineage: Eukaryota; Viridiplantae; Streptophyta; Magnoliopsida; Brassicales; Brassicaceae. Gene Ontology annotation, molecular function: nucleic acid binding; RNA-DNA hybrid ribonuclease activity. The coding region runs from base 1 to 450 and encodes 149 amino acids.